AGUUUGAUUCCUGACUCGCUUUUUAUUGUUUAUUAACGGUAGUUUGUUUGUUGUUAGUAGAUAGAUAACCUAGCUCUUUCCCAAGGUUUAACAGCAGCUCAGUCCACCACCAAAGUGAACAUACUGUCUGCACACUCGGUUAGAGGUUAGGUGUCGGAGGUCACAAAGGUAUUUUUGUAGUGUAACUUAGCUGGAUAGGUAGCUUUAGCUAGCUAGCUAGCUAGCUAGCUAGCUAGCUAGAUAGAUAGAUAGAUAGAUAGAUCAUUUUUGCAUAGAUAGAUAUGUUAGAUAGGUAGAUAAUAUAUGCAUAGAUAGAUAGAUAGAUAGAUAGAUAGAUAGAUAGACAGAUAGAUAGAUAAUAUAUGCAUAGAUAGAUGGAUAGAUAGAUAGAUAGAUAUUUUUUGCAUAGAUAGAUAGAUAGGUUAGAUACACAGAUAAUAUAUGCUUAGAUAGGUUAGAUACACAGAUAAUAUAUGCUUAGAUGGGUUAGAUAGAUGGAUGGAUAAUUUUUGCAUAGAGAGAUAGGUUAGAUAGAUAGAUAAUAUAUGCACAGAUAGGUUAGAUAGAUAAUAUAUGCAUAGAUUAGAUAGAUAGAUAGAUAGAUAGAUAGAUAGAUAGAUAGAUAGAUAGAUAGAUAGAUGUUGGUGAUAUGGCCCUAAAUUAAUAUCACAAUAUUUUAGGGUACUUUUGCAAUAAGUAUAUUCUUAGCAAUAUGACGAAAUAUUGACAUUUUUAAAAAUUAUUUUCAUGAAUAUACUACUGCAAGAAUAACAAAAAGAAUUCAUACAUUCAGUGGAAACAAAAUUGUUUUGUCUAUUGCGUAAACAGUAACGCACCAAGACCUUGAUUUUGCAGCAUAUUUAGUCCAUGUAACUGCAAAACAAGUAAAAGUAAAUACAUUAAAUAACAAAACGAAUACAAAACAGUUAAAACAGUGAUGCUCUGGGUGUCAUUACUUUUGUCCAUAUAGUGUAGGAUUUGGGUUCACAGUUUAAAUAAAAAAUGUAAGAUAGGGUAAUACACGCACAUACACUCGGAGAGAGAGAGAGAGAGAGAGAGAGAGAGAGAGAGAGAGAGUGUGUAAAGCUACAGUGACAGAGAGCUCGAGCUGAGUGGAGGACAGGAGGAGGGGCUGAGGGAGAGAGGGAGAGAGAGAGGGAGGAGGGUGCACGAGGCCACGCGAGCGUGGCGAGGAGAGAAAGAGAGGCUCGUGCAGCCGGAUCGUAAGGAAGGAGGCAGAGAGAGAGAGAGAGAGAGAGAGAGAGAGAGAGAGAAAGAAGGAAGGAGAGAAAGAAAAAGAGAGAGAAAGAGGGGAGACAGGGAAGACACUCAGGUAGGGAAAAAAGAAAGAAAAAGGAAGAAGAGAGAAGCGCGUGAUGGAGAGGAGGAGAGGAGGCAGGUCUGAUAGACGCGUUUAAAGACGGUCAGAUGAGGAAGAUCAAAGGAGAAGGUGUGUGUGAGUGUGUGUCAGUGAUCGUGCAGAUAGAUGCGUGUAUGAUGCAUAAUUGACAGCGUGCUGGUUGAGUCCUGUGUGAGUGUGUGUGGCUGUGGGUAUGUGUGUGUAUGAGGUUGAUUAUGCAGUGCUGGUGCUGUCUGGUAAACGUGCCUGGUGGAUUAUAACAGAUAAAGGAGAGAGGAUGACUGUGUGUGUUUGAGUGUGUGUGUGUGUGUGUAUUUGUGUGUGUUUGUGUAUUUGUGUGUGUGUGUGUAGUUAAUGGUAGAUAGAAAGAAAGGCAGGGUGCUGCAGGUUGCUCUGUGUGUAUAUGUGUGUGUAUGUGUUGAGUGGACAGUUGAGGGGUCAAGCAGGUGAGGGCGAGGUCAGGCUGGGGUAGUUCAGGGGGUAGUGCAGGUGAAGCCCCCCCAAGCAUACUCAAAUGAGGCAAACAGGGUGAGGGGGUGCAUCCAAGGGGCAUCCCAGGACAAGCAAGUGGAGCAUCCCUCCACUUCCCUCCUCUACCUCCCUCUCUUCCUCGUGCUUUCAUCAGACUGCAUCACUAUCUGCCGGCUACUGCCUGGUUGAGAAGAACCAGCCCUGACUGAAGAUGAACCUGGUGAACCUGAUGAUGAACAUGGGCACUUGAACCUUCUCAAACCCUAAGAACCUCCGGUAAAGCCAGGUAUCCUCUCUGUCUCUCUUUCCUUCCCUUCCGCUGCUGCUUCUGCUGCUACUACCCUACCUCCAAGGAGAGGACAACCAAAGGAACCUGAGGAGAACGCCAGUGGUCCCUCAAGUCACUACCUGGUGCUUGGUGGAUGCCUCCUGUAUCCAACCAUGGGGGAAUGGACCAUCUUGGAACGCCUCCUGGAGGCUGCUGUCCAGCAGCACUCUACUAUGAUAGGAAGAAUCCUCCUGACAGUGGUGGUGAUCUUCCGCAUCCUGAUCGUUGCCAUUGUGGGCGAGACAGUCUACGAAGACGAGCAGACCAUGUUCAUCUGCAACACCCUCCAGCCAGGCUGUAACCAGGCCUGCUAUGACAAGGCCUUCCCCAUCUCGCACAUCCGCUACUGGGUCUUCCAGAUCAUCCUGGUGUGCACGCCCAGCCUGUGCUUUAUCACCUACUCUGUCCACCAAUCGGCCAAGCAGCGCGACCGCCGUUACUCCUUCCUGUACCCGAUGCUGGAGAGGGACUACACCCGUGAGGGCACUCGGAAGCUGCGCAACAUCAACGGCAUCCUGGUGCAGCACCCGGAUGGCGGAGGGGGCAAGGAGGAGCCAGACUGCCUGGAAAUCAAAGAGAUCCCCAAUGCACCACGAGGCCUAACCCACAGCAAGAGUUCCAAGGUACGUAGGCAAGAGGGUAUCUCCCGCUUCUACAUAAUCCAGGUGGUGUUCCGUAACGCCCUGGAGAUCGGCUUCCUCGCGGGGCAGUACUUCCUGUACGGUUUUAGUGUUCCGGGCAUCUUCGAGUGCGAUCGCUACCCCUGCUUGAAAGAAGUGGAGUGUUAUGUAUCGCGUCCCACCGAGAAGACGGUCUUCUUAGUGUUCAUGUUCGCCGUAAGCGGCAUCUGCGUGGUGCUCAACCUCGCAGAGCUCAACCACCUGGGCUGGAGGAAGAUCAAAGCUGCCAUCAGGGGCGUGCAGGCACGCCGGAAGUCCAUCUGCGAGAUUCGCAAGAAGGAUAUGGCACAUCUAUCGCAACCACCCAACAUGGGCAGGACCCAGUCUAGCGAGUCGGCUUAUGUCUGAUCCUCCUUUAUUCACCCUUGAAAGGUGAAUUCGGUCUCUGAAGACUGUGAUGAAGAAUGUGGGCGGGGCCGAUAAAGUCCUGGUAUGAAUGUUUGUUUAAAGUAAGGGAGAGGGAGUGGCUCUAGCAAUUUUCCAGAGGCCACUCCCUCCCUCUGACUGCCAAGUGUUAUAAAUAAGAUGGAAGCGAGUCAAAUCUUGGGUUGGUGGAUGAGGAUAGAGGACAAAGAGGGAGCGAAAGAGAUUUAAGAAGUAAGAGAAGAAUUUUUUCCUGGAUUCUUGGUUCUGGAAAGGAUCAAGUCCGAGAUGAGGGCCAGAGGAGCGGAAGAGCCGCCGGGAAAAGGUGACGGAUGUCCAAGAACAAACAACACCAAUGCUAGAAGUUCUUGGAUUGUCUUCUAACAUCUUGAGCUCCUACUAACUGGAAAAAGCUAAAGAAAUCGCGCCUAAGAGAGAGAGAGACGAGGGAGAUGAGGGGGACGAAGAGCAUCACAACAGCCAUCCUCCCCCACUUUGUCCAUGAAUCACUGUCAUGGAACUGGUGCCAGAAGAAAAUGACUGUUUAUGCUUGGUCUCCUGUCAAUGAAUCACAAUGAAGAAAACAACAAGGAAGGAUCUAAACACUACAGCACCAGAGGCACCUCGUCUUUGACACACGAUUUAACGGAUGCUUGCUUCUCUCUUCUCUUUCUUUUUUCUUCUCCCUUUCUACUGUAAGCCUUAUGAUGGCACACAGGACUCCACCUCAGCUUGACAGUGCCAUUCCACAAGAUCCUGUCCUCAUUUUUUUAACAUAGCAACCCUCCACCUCCAUCAUGUGUUGCUGAGAAAGCAAGCACGUCAGACAGAGAAAGAUAGAGUGGGUCCAACAUGAGGAGGUCCAAAAAAUAUAUAGUUGAAAGAUAAAUAAGCGAGAAGGAUAAGUAUAUGAUUUUAAAAGAAAAAAAAACUCAUGAGACUAUUCUGACAUUUAUUUUUUGUGACUUGGUGCCAUCGUUUUAAAAAUGACUGUUCUUUUUUCAAUUCUAUAUCAUAUUUAGUUACUAAAUCAUUAUAUAUAAGUAGAUUAAUUUAUCUUUAUUGGGAAAUGGGGAAAGGCUUGAGAAUAUUAUUUAUUCAGAGAAUUCAUAUUUACAAAUAACUAUCGUUUAUUUCAAAGUGUUUCUUUCUAUUCACACUGAUUUUAUGAGAAAAAAAAGGAAACGAUAUCAAGGUAUUUGAAGGCAUGUUUACAAAGCACUAUGAUAUGAUGAUCGGAUGACACGUGUUGUUUGCUGAGGCUUAUUUUUUUUUCAGAAACAAAAGAAGGAAUUGAACACAUGUGGAUCAGAUUUAAUUAGCUUGCUUUCUUUUGUUUGUUGUGUUUGUCUGCAUGCCUUUAUGAGAAGAGAAAAGAUGGCGAUAGGAAAUGUAUAUGUAUGCAUGAACGCAUUGCACCUUGUUAAGGAGAGAGACUGGGAGUGGCUGAGGGGACUCGCAGUGGGAGGAACUCAGUAAUGAAAAGACUUUUACAGGAAAAGGAGAAUGUAGAGAGAAAGAGGCAAACAUAUGUGUUACUCUGACAAACACAACCUCAAUCUUUUAUAAGAAACAUAUUUUUAAGCCUUUUUAACUAUGGAAACAAAGAUCAAAAUAUAGGGCACCACUGAAAUGCUUACAGGGCCUCAAUCACCCACCAAUCUUAGAGCAGUCCUAUGUUAGAGUGUACAAUACUGAAAAUGUGGAAAUGUGAUUUGCACGUUGAGCCAUCCAUAAUGUCAGGUUCACUUUACACAAUUCCAGCCCCAAUUUUCCAGUCACUGACUUUCAAAAAAAAAAAUCCACAUGUUUAAUCAAGUGAUCAUUGAUGCCUUGCAAGCUCCUGACAUAUGUCUAGAUCUAUCUGUAGUCUCAAAUUCUUGUGUGUUCACAUAACCACACAUCAUUCUGGAGAACAGACUCCAGGGUUUUCUCCUGGUGAAAAAUUAUGUAAUUUUUGAUCCUGUGUAAUUUGAGAUGUAGUGUGCAAAUCACAACCACUAAUAGAUUCCUAAAUACAAGACAGAUAAUGCACUAAAAGGCAAGAAGUUGUGUAGAGUGUGAAGAGUACAGUGAUAUGAGGACACUGAAUAUUGUGUAGUGUGAACAUGGCAAGAAGGGAACACUUUACACAUGCAUUUCUGGACAAGCUGAGGGACAAAAUACAGAAUAGUCACUGAAUAUGAAAGAAGCUUUGCAGCAUUGUGUCAGCUGUUCCAUAGAGUACUUAGCAGCAUUUUGAACCUGGAGUGGCAAUGAUAGAGAAAUAUUAUCCCUGGUUUACCACCAUGGUUUAAAGCUGCUAUUUUAUUUAAGGUAAAAUGCUGCGUAAUGUUGCUUUAGUAAAUCUUUAUCAACAUCCAUCAGUGCUAUAUUAUUAGUUUGCAUUUGUUUAGUUUUGAUGUUUCUCAAUAAACUUUUUAGGAACAUAUUGGUGAAUGAGGCCCAGUGUUCUCGUUGAGUGCAUUGACAGAAGGUGUAUUGGUGUCAUUGUGUCUUAGUCAGUGUAAUCUGUUGUCAAUCCCGCUUGUGCCUCCCUCUGCUUCACCCCAGAUGUAAAAGCAGGGAAUAAGGUCUCCUGUUCGACGCACAGACACACACUUGGAGUUAAUGUUCCAUUCAGACACAAUUAGCUCUGCCUUAGCUGCACUUGAGCGUAAGUGCUUGAGCCUGCACACUUCCUCCACCUCGAUGUCCACGUGCAGAACUCUGACAGACACCACUGGAAGAGUGCAGAGACAAGCCAGUGCAGCUAGUGUGGACAGGCCCUCAGACAAACCACAGAGCAGGAGAAAACGCUGCCAAGAAAAAGAUGGACAGAGAGAGAGAGAGAAAGAGAGGCGUUCAAAUACGUAGACACGUGUUCUUUCUCUGGCAUGCCUAGUACAUAAAAUCCUUCAAGGAACGAGAACUGUUUACGUUUGGAACGACACAAGCUGUGGUCAAGCCGUAACUCUCUCACAGCUCCAGCCUCACACCAUUAUUUGAAUUGCUAAGGUAGAAUGAGGCGAGGCUAGCUAGAGCCAAAGAUAUGGAAGUGUUAGGCCCAAUCCCAUUUCAUCCAUAGGCCCUACCACUUACCCCUACCCCUUGUUUUCGAGUGUAACCUGGGGUAAAAUACUCCCCCUAAGAAUUGGUUAACUAGUUAACUUUAGAUGGUGCAGAAAUGAAUUUAAUAUGGUCCAUUUCUUAAUUUAUCUGUGAAGGGGAGGUGAAGUUAGCUUUGACUAGCUUUUAUUUUAUUUUUCCGUUCUGCCUUAAAUGCUGUAUCCCCUGCUAUCUGUUGCACCAUUUUAGGUGGAACGGGAAAGUUAGCUAGCUAGCUAGCUACUGAGACAAACUAGUGACCUUUUUUAUGCUUGUUAUAAGAAUUUGGCCAUAAAACACAAUAAACUGCACAAUAACUAAUAAACUAUACAAUAAACUAUGGUAAUAUAGUGCUAAUUGUCACUUUAAACAAGGGAAAUAUUUACAUUUGUGAGUUUCUUACUACUGAUUCUCAUACCCCUCGGUUUGAAGUGUACGAUCAAAAAACUUUGUAUGAAAAACAAACAAGCCCUAUCCCUUCCCCCUACCCCUCAAGCCUAAUGAGAAUCGGGACCCGUACCCCUUAGCGUGCACUCACAAAACAGAGGGAUAGGGGCAAGGGGUAGGGCCAAGGGGUGAAAUGGGAUUGACCCUAAUAUUCUUGUAGAGUUUGGAGAGUGAGGAACAGCCAUAGUCAGCCAUAACAUUAAAAACCUUGACAUAGAUGCAAUGGCACCAUCAAAACCAAAAUGUCAUGACUAAAAGACUGGGUCAGAACAUCUCCAAAACAUCAGCAGAUUAUGUAAAGUAUUCCCAAUAAGCUGUGUUCAGUAGUACCUACCAAAUAUGGUCCAAAAAAGAACAACCAGUGAAAAUGUUCUCAUUAAUAUUCAUGGAGGCUUUACUUUACAACUUCCAAGACAUAAAGGAUUUGCUGCUAACACAUCUUGGUGCCUUGGUGCAGCACAACACAGGGCAUCUUCAGAGGCAGGUGGUGUUUAAAAUGAUGGUUGAUCAGUGUACAUCAGUGAAAUUUGCCUCAGAUUCAUCAGGUAGGAAGUGUUAUGGUUGAAUCCUUUAAAAACAGGGUUUGUCAUAAGUCUGUUAGCUAAACAGCUAAGCUCAUUAACACUUUUUACAGUAAUUGGAUCUAAAGUGCUCAAAAAACACAGUUAGUAGUUAGUGUAGCUUACUGCUCUGUACCUGAAGUUACCUUGGGUUAUGUAACUCAGAGGAAUGCGCUAAAGCUGUGACCUUAAAGAGAGAGCAGGUUCAGGGUUAGCACCAAGCAGCUAGCAUUAGCAAAGUGUUCUAAACACCUUUGAAACUUUUGUUCUGUCUUUGUUUUAUUUUGGGCUGUUUUUAGGCAAGCUCCAACCACUUGCUUUAAUCAGGAGAUGGUGAAUUUACCUCAGCUUUCCUUAGUCAUAAUCGGUUAUUGUAUAAAACUUAAAAAAAAAAAAUACUAAGGCUAAGCAGUUAGCAUUCCUUUUCCUUCCUGUUGGCUUCAUUCACACAGCUCAAUUUUUAAUUAUUUGUAAUGUGAACUCUGCAUCUGAUUCAGAUCUCAAUUCACACUCCUAAACUGAUGCACAUGUGCAAAAGAGCAAUGCCUAAUGUGAAUAUUGAGUUGGACUGCUGUAAAAGUCACGUUAAUUUCAUAUUUACACGAUCUAUACGCUAAAAUAAAUUGCGCAUAUUAAUAAGCCUAUGUAUCAGAUUACAGAAUCACAUAAGAAAAUGCCCCAAAGUGGCACUAAAAAAGUCACCUUGAAUGUGAAUCUGAUCUUCACACUAUCACACAUAACAUAUUUGGAUUUUAAAUAUGGCCAAAAAGAGAAGAAUCAGAUUUGGGUCUUUUUUACCUGCUGUGUGAACGUAGCCAAAGUGAGGGUCCACUCUCCUCCCCAGUCUCACCUAUAAUCUGUAACAUUUCCGCAGUGUUUUCAACACAAUUUAUGCAAAAGGUUUUAUUUUUGUUUUUUCUUUUACACUGUGGAUUGUAUUUGUGUGUGUUGCUUCUUUGUACAGUGCUGAGCAUUUGCAUUGAGAAAACUGUAGCGGUGGUUAAAAUUCAGGUCCAUAAACUAAAAAUUUGCCCCAGGAUUUUUUUUCCAAUUGCAUUGGAUUGCUAUCUUAAACUUUUAAAAAUCAUUGUAAAAUGUACAUAUGAACAAAAUACAUUUAUUAUGAAGCAAAUUAAUUUAUUAGGGCUGCUAAUAGGCAUGAACUAUUUAAUAUAUCGCGAUAUAUUGUGACACUGUGAGCAAGUUUGAAUCAAAUUUAAGAAAACUGUCACAGUAAAAAAAUAUACAGUAUUUGUAAAAUCUGUCUAAAAUAAAAAUGAUCUUUUUAUCCAAUCAGAACAGUGGGAUCUAAUAAUGAAGUCCAACACUGCCAUUUAUUGGUGGUGUUUAAACACAACACAAAAUGAACCACUGUCUGACACCAAUCUUUACACCAAUCAAUACAGUAUUGCAACAACAACUAAACACUGCAAUACUUCUAAAAAAAAAAACGUUUUUUUCUUAAACACAUAUGACAGAAAAAUCUGCUUUUUGAAAUUUUCCCAGUCUUGUCUAUAUAGUAUUUAGCAGCAGUGUUGUCAGGUUUAGAAAAGCUGCCCAGACAAUUGGAACAAAAUCCUGGGGUGGAUUUUAACUCUGUGAACCUGAAUUUGCCAAUUCUAGAAAAUAGGGUCACUUGCCUGUGGAGCAAAACUAUGAGAGCUCCCUUGCCAAAGUACUGUAAUAUGCAACUUCACAUGUUCAUAAGUGAACUGGGUUUUCAAAGACAUUUAAAGGCUUGGAUUCAUGCAUGCAUUGCGGUAUGUGGUUGGAAUAAGCAUGUUUUGUACUUUUGUAUAAUUCAGAAAAAAAAAUUCUGGCAAAGGAAGAAAAUUCUAGGCUUUUCCCAAAACAAACCUUUAUACGUGAUCCUUGUUGGUACUUGACAGCAACCGUUCACCCGUAGCCUCUUAGUUAUCCAAAAGUGUGAUAAUAAUUUAAAACAGAAUAUUUGAAAUUAAAAUUAAUUGAAAUGAUCUGUACAAUUGAAUACGCACAAUGUGCAGUGGUAGCUACGUUAGCAUUUGUUACUGAAUAUAUGCACCACUUUAUAUGUUGCUCAAGGAACUACUGUUUUUCUUUUUUAAUUUUAUAUUUACUUUUCUUGAGUGUGCAAAUUUUGGGGAAAUUUUGUGCAAAGGUUCUACGCCAGGCAUACAGCCCUUCACUGCCACUAAAUUUUGUAAGGGAAAAUACAGUAAAUGAGGUUCUUUUGACAAGCAUAUGUUUUUUAUAUUGUUUUAUUUUAAACUUUUUGGAGACAUGACUGAUAUGUGUGAGUAGGCAUCAUCUCUGAGUUCUCGAUUGACAAUAAUCUGACCUUGUCCACUGCCACUGGUCUGAUCUGUCACACUUGAGGUGAGGAUUGGUUUUAUAUGAAAAUAUAUUUCUGAAGGUUGUUUUGUCAGUGGAGAACUCAGAAAGAGAAUAGCAGACCAGAUAUUAUGUCUACUGCACAUGCAAAAAUGUCUCAGGUAAUUUUUUUAUUUUUUUAUCUGACAUUUGGACGAAUCGUGUCAUCUUGUUUCUACUGUUUCUAUAAUUAAUGCUCAAAUUGUAGUGAAAAGCUUAGUGAAAAGCUGAAAAAGCCAUUUGGGAGUCUACCCACAUUUUAUAAAAUUGAAAGUUGUUACUGACGAGUUGUAAACCUUGUAAUGUUCAUGUUGUGCAACAAGUUUCAUAUAUUUGAAGAGGAGUUACUGCUGUUUUGUGAACAGAAAAUAUUAUUGUGCUUGUCUUGUACUCCUCAACCAAUGCCAAGGAACACUGAUUAUGGAUUUUUGAAAUCUUUAUUUAUUUAUUUAUUUAUUUUUUAAACAUACGGAAACAACAGUGUUUAAUCAGCACUCAAAAUGAACUCAAAACUAACUACAAUGCCACGCAUUAAUCCCUUUAAAAGAGCCAUUGCGGUGUCUUAAUGCGCCCCCUCUGUGCCUGCCAGGUCCUAGUCUAUUCAACCCCGACAGUGCCCGCCCCUUUUAUACCUCUCCACUUGAAGUAUUGUCUUUUUUACCCAAGCAAAGACUAUGAAAUCAUAUCCUUUUCUAAUCAUUUACUGUACUUUUGCUGACCUGUAGGUUAACUACUCAGCUUUGGGUAAAAUUGCUCUUUUAAACUGAUCCAUUAGCUAUUGUGAACAGUCUAUUAAUAACUCACAAAAUAAACUCACAAAAUUUCAGAAUUUUUAAUCAUUUUUUUACUUGUAUCGUAUGAAAAUAACACAAUAACACUCUCAGCUCUGGGUAAAAAUGAUUCAGGAUCAGAUUUCCACCCAUAUAAAUACUGCCCACCUAUCAACAGAUCAGCAUCAAAAAGCAACACGCUAACCUACCAGAAACUUCUAUAAAACCUUUAUCAACAUGCCCUCUCUUUUUUUCACCUAGAAUACAGUAAUGGUUGAUAGUAGCCGCAUUAAACCACUCUAGUUGCUGUAAACAGUUUCCUAGUAAAAUAGUCACAACUAACUAUAAACAUUACCUGAGUUGACCUGAGCUCAUCUCUUCAGCUCUGAGUUGAAUCUGCUCUUUUAAAACGAUCCAAGACCAUAUUUCAGAUUUCUCAACCCUGUGUAAACACUGGCUGCAGAUCACCAUCAUCUAAAAAGCAGCAAGCUAAUCUACCAGAAACAUCUUAGAACCUUUUUUAUCAACAUGCUCUCAUGUUAUUUUCACCCUGAGAAGAGAAGCGGUCAACACUAGCCCCAUUAGACCACUCUAGCUGCUGUAAAUAAUCUCCUAGUAACUCACGAAAAUAACUCUCAAAAACAGACAUUUUUGAAUAAUUUACUAAACUUUUACUGAGUUGACCUGAGCUCAUCUCUUCAGCUCUUCAGCUCUGAGUAGAAUCUGCUCUUUUAAAAUGAUCCAAGACCAUACUUCAGAUUUCUCAACCCAGUGUAAACACUGGCUGCAGAUCACCAUCAUCAAAAUAGCAGCAAGCUAAUCUACCAGAAACAUCUUAGAACCUUUUUUAUCAACAUGCUCUCAUGUUAUUUUCACCCUGAGAAGAGAAGUGGUCAACACUAGCCCCAUUAGACCACUCUAGCUGCUGUGAACAGUCUCCUAGUAACUCCUGAAAGCUUGUAUAAACACUGGUUUAUAAUUUGGCGGAGGCGAAAGAACAACCAGCCCAUUCUUUCUUCCAGAAGAACUAUAAUAACAUCAACAAAUGAGCCGUUGACUCAGGAUCUGCAAACUUUUGCAUCGUCACUGUUGUGAUCAUAAAAAAAAACUCACAUCUCUGAAUUAACUUAAUGUUAGCAAGAAUUUUUCCAAGUCGUUUUUGGACGAUUGAUUAAUUAUGAAAUAUCUGUGGAAUGCAAAUGACAGCUGUUGUUUUCAAAUGGUGUAAAACUCAGUAAAUCAUACUGCCUAUAUUUAUUAUUAACAGCAUUAUAAUGAUAUUUUCUAUGCACAGAGAAAACAGGGUCAGGGUAUGUUUUUUUUUUUUUUUUCCUUUUCCGUAAGCAGGGUAAUAUAACACCACUUUGCAAUCUACAGUAGUAACUGAGCCAUUACUAUUGCAGUGUGUUCAAGUGGGCCAAAAAAAAACGUACAUACACAGUUAAAAUAUGAAGUUCAUAAAUACCAUACAAUUAUUGAAUUAAUCCAAAUCAGAUUUUUAUAUUUUGAUGCAGGGUUCAUACUGGGUCUGUGAUCUCUGUUUGGCUUCUGCUGAUCCAGUAAUGGAUUGCCUUGCUGAAAUUCAUUAAAAGAUAGUAGAGCUUUUUUAGUGUAACAAAACCUAUAUACAUUCAGAAAUAAUCUUUUUUUUUGUAUUUUUCUUUUAAAGCAAUAGUGCCACAUUUAGGUAAAAAAAAGUAAAAAAAAAAAAUACCCCUCGGGAUUUGUUUCAACUGCCGGGAUGAGACAGAUUUGUUAAUCAUGAGAAAAUGAGUUGUAUUAUAUGUUUAGAUUGUAGUUUUAGACUACUAUUGGAGAAAGAAGAUGAGGAUUUUGCUUAAGCUUUUGUGUUGUGUUGUUUAUUUCCACCUCCUUCCAGCUUUGUCUGUGGUUAAAAAUACUAAUUUUAACCAUUUUAUAGAGAGAAAACCAACACUAGAACAUCUGCACUCAGAGAAAUUGCUUAUUUAUAAAGCUCCAGUGAAAUGGACAUGUUGAGUGCCUGUCAGGUUGUUUGGUUAGCUUAUAUGCUAACAUUUUACCUGACAGACUCACAGAGUCCCCCCUCCACAAAAUAGUAAAAGCAGAUGUAUGUAUGUUUGGGUGGAUGUUUUAAAUUUUGUUUCUUUAACCACAGACGCUGGUCACCUUCUUUGUAAGGUGUGUUGAGUUAGAAAGCUAGCUAGUUAGCUACUUUAUUGCGACUUGCAGUUGCUACUUCAGACUGCAUUCACUUUGAAAACAAUACAACCACAAACCAUUUGAUAAAAAUUAUGGAAAAUUCUGAUACAAAUGCAAAAGAAACAAAUGCAUGUUGGAAUAAAGUGUCAUCCAAGCAGUCCAAACAAAAUCCUGCGGCAGAUUUUUCCUUUUUUAGACCUCAAUUUGUCACUUUUGUGGUCCAGAGCAAGCUGUUAAAAGUACAUAGUCUUAGCUAAUGCUAAAUGCUAAAGCUAGUCUUAUGCUAAAGUUAGUCCCAGCAGUGCAACUUCCAACUUCAGUUAUAUAAUAGUCAUUAAAUGCAUCUAUAUUCACACAGAUGCAGCAAAAAUACUCCAUUAAACAUCUUUACAGUAUUUUAUUGAAGAAUCUAGGAUAUGAACUUGUGUCUAAAAGCCAUAUUUUAGAAGCUAUCCAGUGUUUUUUUUUUUUGUAUAUGCAAACUAUUGCACUGGCAUUAAACUGCCCUCUAAAAAGAAAACUGUAUUGUACUUUAUAUCAAGUGGAAAAACAACGUGUUGUAAACUAGCAACCCUGACUAAAGUCCACUGCUUGUACCAGGACCUAUUACAGAUUAGAUCCAUUCAUAAGACUUUUAAACUCUUUAAUCUAUGAUUUUGUAAUAUCAGCUAUUUCAAUUGAUAUAGAUCCCACAAAGUUAUUACUUCAUCUAAUUAUUAUAACUGUUAGGAUGGGAUAGGAAAACAAGGAUGUAUUGGAUUUGACAUUAUUUUAAUCCAUUUGUAUUUAGUUUACCUUUUUUUUUUUAUUGAGAGGAUUCACUGCCACUUUGUGUCAGAAGGCAUCUGUGCAAUGCCAUUAGGCUGUUAUAUUCAGUCACAAAAUGCAUGGGAAAAAAGGUCAAAUUCCAUUAAAAAAAAAAAUUGUAAAUAAAUAACUGAUAAAAUCAGACAAAAAAUUCUAAAUAGUUUAUAGCAUUUUGCUCAAUAAACAUGAUUAUUAUCAGGGCUGCUGCACUUGUGCAGAUCUCCACAUUGACCAUGGCUUUUUUUUCAAUAAUUUUCAACCAGUGACUGGCCUCCUCAUUCAUUAUAUCCCUGUGAAGUUGUACAAACCUCAAAUGUUCAGACCUUGAUCUAUUCAGCCCUCAAUCUAUUCACCUCAAACAACUCACUUCUCGUAGAGCCUUCCACAUAAUGACUAUUCAAGCAUGAACGGGUGCCACUAAAAAAAGCUCGAUUCUAUCUUUAGCAGACCGAAAUAAAACCCCAACAUUUUCAGUUUCAGCAGCAAAACUUGCACCAUCUGCUCCACUGGUUAAUUAAUAUGUAGCGCCGCUUGGCUUGUUGUCACACAUAGAAGAACAUUCAGGGACAGAUUUGCUGAGUGAUCCAACAAGCCUCGAGUCUGCAGAACUCACUCUUCCUAUUCAGCUCAGAAAGAACCACAACUUGUCUUUGAUAGUCUUUGCUAGGUUUCUUCAAACUUAAUGUACUCGUUUCUGCUGAUUGAUUUUUUUUAUAUAUCUGACUGAUCUUUGUUGAAGGUUUGGUUUCUGUAUGUUUCUGACUUGUGUACUGUACAUGAUGACUGAAUUAAACACCUUGAAUGUUG
Astyanax mexicanus (Mexican tetra) is the source of this 14213-nucleotide messenger RNA. RefSeq names its product gap junction delta-2 protein (gene gjd1b). Gene Ontology annotation, cellular component: connexin complex. Lineage: Eukaryota; Metazoa; Chordata; Actinopteri; Characiformes; Acestrorhamphidae. The transcript is spliced from 2 exons. Gene Ontology annotation, biological process: cell communication. The coding region runs from base 2273 to 3187 and encodes 304 amino acids. The record is from RefSeq and is a predicted model, not a curated record.